CGGCUUGCAGAAGCACCGCCUGGCUCUUUUCCCCAAGGCUUGAUGAGCGCAGCCUGGCGCCACGGCGGCCGAGCUGUCGCUUGCGGGUCAGGCCGGUUUAUGUGCUAAGCGGCCUGGACUGUGGGCUGACGGCUCCAUCUUUGCUGGCGCUGAAGGCUCCAGCGGCAUUCCAAGCAGCAGCGUUAGCACCAGCGGCGGCUGUUGAGCUUCACUCAACAUCCCGUCGUGGAGGUAGGCACUGCUGACGCUGUGGGCAGUCGCCAUGAGCACCGAAGACGAGAUCAUUCGCAUCGCUAAAAAGAUGGACAAGAUGGUGCAGAAGAAAAACGCGGUUGAAGUUGGCAGAGGUAAUUUUGCACAUGGAUUUUCAAAAAUCGAGAGCAGUUGAGUAAGAUUAGAGAAGAAAAGGCUGGGGCUCUUGAUUUACUCAAAGAACUUAAGAAUAUGCCCAUGACUCUGGAGUUAUUACAGUCUACAAGAAUUGGAAUGUCAGUGAAUGCAAUACGGAAGCAAAGCACAGAUGAAGAAGUUACAUCUUUAGCAAAAUCUCUCAUUAAGUCAUGGAAGAAGUUAUUAGAUGGACCAUCAAAUGAUAAAGACUCUGAAGAAAAGAAAAAAGAAGCUGCUUCUUCAUCACAAAAUAGUCCUGAAGCAAGAGAAGAAAGCAGUUGCAGUAGCAACUCAAGCAGCAAGAAAGAGGAAGCUAAUGCUCCCUCAGAAAGCUUUAUCUCUUCUUUUCCUCGGGCUCCAAGCACAUCAGAUUCUGUACGGAUGAAAUGCAGAGAAAUGUUGGCAGCAGCUCUCAAAACAGGAGAUGAUUAUAUUGCUAUUGGUGCUGAUGAGGACGAGCUGGGUUCUCAGAUUGAAGAAGCUAUAUUUCAGGAGCUAAAAAACACUGACAUGAAAUACAAAAACAGGGUGCGCAGCAGGAUAGCAAAUCUUAAAGACACUAAGAAUCCUAAUCUAAGGAAAAACGUUUUAUGUGGCAAUAUACCCCCUGACAGGUUUGCUAAAAUGACAGCAGAGGAGAUGGCAAGUGAUGAACUGAAAGAGAUGAGAAAAAAUCUUACCAAAGAAGCCAUAAGAGAGCAUCAAAUGGCUAAAACAGGAGGAACCCAGACUGAUCUCUUUACAUGUGGUAAAUGUAAAAAGAAGAAUUGUACUUACACCCAGGUUCAAACUCGAAGUGCUGAUGAACCUAUGACAACAUUUGUUGUGUGUAAUGAUUGUGGAAACAGAUGGAAGCUUCAGGACAGGGAGUGGAGCACCCAGCCAGAAAAACCAGAGCCAUUGGGCACCUUUUGCACCCUCAAAGGAGUGGCCACCUGCUCCCAAUUGGCUUCAAGGGCUUUUUAAAGUUCUGCUGAAGAAGAAAUUAUUGACAUCUGGACCAGGAUGAAAGAGGAUUUUAUAAUUAGCUUUAAGAACUAGGUCAAGCAUCUAGAUUCCAGCAAAAGUUUUUGUUUGUUUUUUCUUUCAAGCAGACAUCUGAUGUUAAAUUUUGGAUUUUGACACAGCCAUCCCUGUAGUUAAUAGUUUGUAGAGCAAGAAAGCUAAAUUGUAUGGUAUAUUUUUUUUCAUUUUUAUAAGCAAGUCUACAUUAAACUUUUAUCAAUAACAUUUGGGUAACUGCUUUUUUCUUAACUUUGUGAAGAAAGAGUUGUAUGUCUCUGCAUUUGACAUAUCCAGCUGACUUUUUUUCUUGUAGAAUAAAAUUCACAUUUAAUAGCACAUUCCUUUUUAAUAGUUUUGGUGUCUUAGAUAAAAUAGUUCUUCAUACUCAUAUAAUAAAUUAUAUUUUGUAUGGGUGACUAGGCCGUAUAAACCAUUUCUGCAAUGGCCCUCAUAGCCUCAUUAUAAAAUGUGAUUAUGUGUAACACCCAGAGGCCUCUUAUUAAUCAAAACUUUUGAAAAUUGCAUUGAUGUAUCCAAUUUAUUGUGCAGUCCUGAAGCAUGUGUAUUAUUAUCUUGCCCUUAGUUCUAGAGAAAUGUCGUAAUUGUUCAUUUGACCUUACUGUUUAGUUUCCUUUAUGUUCUUAAUACCAUAAUUCAUUUUAGAUUCUGUAGAUGAACAAAGAUGCUCUGUAGUAUGCUGCCUACCUGAAGAUGUAAAGCUAAUCUUUACCAAUGGUAUUAGUUCUUGUGAACUCUUAAUGACCAGCACUUUUUACAUGUAGAAUAGCUGAUUUCCUAGACCACAGAGGUCAAAAAUAAAAUCACAGUUUUUCACCACC
Messenger RNA from Rhineura floridana, 2234 nucleotides. It is a transcript of the gene TCEA1, whose product is annotated as transcription elongation factor A1. Gene Ontology annotation, biological process: positive regulation of transcription by RNA polymerase II; transcription elongation by RNA polymerase II; DNA-templated transcription. NCBI's taxonomy places the organism in Eukaryota, Metazoa, Chordata, Lepidosauria, Squamata, Rhineuridae. The record is from RefSeq and is a predicted model, not a curated record. Gene Ontology annotation, molecular function: nucleic acid binding; zinc ion binding. The coding region runs from base 445 to 1356 and encodes 303 amino acids. Gene Ontology annotation, cellular component: nucleus. The transcript has 12 exons.